Molecule: messenger RNA, 1088 nt
Organism: Frankliniella occidentalis (western flower thrips)
Lineage: Eukaryota; Metazoa; Arthropoda; Insecta; Thysanoptera; Thripidae
Exons: 4
Coding region: 136-708 (190 amino acids)
Source: RefSeq, a predicted model, not a curated record
UGGGUGGGGAGCAGUCCUUGGUGGCAGUCCAUUGUGUGCUACCGCUGAGGCGUGUGCCGUGUGCCCGGCGCAGACCAGGAUGCCGUCGAGGACCUGACGAGGUCGGCGUCGUAGCCACCGCGAGAGAGUGCGACGAUGACGGCACCCGUGGGGAUGCGCGCCUUACUGCUCGCGGCCGCCGUGGCGGCGAUCCAGGUCGCCGACGCGCUCAGCUCCACGCCGAUGACGACCGCUCGCGCGUGGAUCACGCUGGCGGGGGCCGCCACCCGGGACGCGCCCUCGAAGUCGCCGGCGGACUACCCGCUGGACAGCAUCUUCAAGCUGGCCAGCAACAACUCGGGCGUGGUCGUCGACACGCGCCUCAGCUCCAUCAUGGACCACGCCGUCGAGGUCGACGACGGGGACGCGGCGGACGAGGCCGUCCUGGCCCACGUCGCGACCGAGGCGGCGCUGCGGGGCGGGCCGUGCGCCGUGGCGCUGCUGCGCGCGCUGCCCGAUAGCAAGCUGGCCACGCUCAUGGUGCUGGGCGCCAUCACGCUCGCGGCCAAGGGGGCGCUCCAGGCGCCCACGGCCGUCGUCGUGCAGGGCCUGCUCCGAGCCCGCCGGCUGCUCCCCGGCUACAAGGUGGUGCGGGAGCACGGCCAUACUCGCGUCGUUGAAGUAUUUCGGACCUCGCCAUACGAGUGGGCGUCCUUGUUCGAGAACUGACGACUGAGACGACUGCUGUGCGCAACUCAAAUCGGCAGUUUUGAUCACGUUUUAUGGCCCUGGCCUCCCUCUAGGGCGGCGGUGGCGCGCCCGUCUCCCGAUCCGACUGAUGUCUCGGAGACAGCCGAACGGGUCGCCGCUUCACUGCUCCCCUCGACUGGUUGUUAUGCAUCGCAUCGCACGCAGCCCAUGACCGAGGACGCUUUUGCGCACGGGUUGUCAAAUCUGCAUACAUACAAUGGUGUAAAAGGCACUGCUGCAACAAGAACUUUUCGCAGGGGCCAUUGCUUGCUUCAAUGCCCAAAGGUCCGGCAUGAAAUCGUUAUUUCUGAGUAUGUAUUGUUUUGGUUAAUAAAUAAAAUUAACAAGGAAUGGUUAAA